AUACUAAUAAUAAUAAGUUAAACAAGAAUAAUGUGGAUUUAACCGUACCUGUUCACAUUCAUUCAUCUAAUAGAGAAAGAAAGAAUGAAUUAUUCAUAAAUUCUUCAAAAAAGUCAUGAAUCAUGAGGCUACAAUUUUUCAAAAUUAUCGAAUAAAGGAAUAUUGAAUAAAUAUUUACUAAUUUCAGAUUCAGGUAGAAUGAAUGAAUAUUUUUAUUCACUAUUUAUGUUUCACGAUAAUCUAGUGAAAGGCGCAAGCAUAAUGCUUACUACACGGAAUAUAUUGGGAAAUCCGUAUAAUAAGACGAUUUUAUAAUUUAAAUAAACCUACAGUGCAGACUUGAUAUAGCCCGAGUCAGGCGUAAAUCUGUUUUCAAAUUUAAAUUUUUAAAACUUCGAGUUCUUCAAUUACGAGCCUUUAGUAACCCAUAUACCAAAAUUUAUCCACUAUCACUAAAUUUUUGUUAGUGCACACAUUUUUUUCCCUUGGUCACCAGUAUCGACUGUGACCAUAACUUUGACACGAGUGUAUAUUUUUUCCUUGAGAAGGAGGAGUACCGUUUAUUAGAUGGGAUGGGGUUUGCACAAAAAGUCGUGAAAUUUAUUGAACAAGAGGCAAAAAUUAUUUCUUCAGCGGGGAUUAGCUCAAACAAGUUACUGGCCAAGGUUGCAUGCAAAUAUAAUAAACCAAACGGAAUCACCGCCUUGACCAGGCAAGGAUUUAAUAGAAUCUGUUCAGACAUUGAUUUCCGUGAUCUGACCGGAUUAGGGGGCGAUUUGGGUGAAAAAGUGGAAAAUCUGUUUGGACAAUUGUACUUAAACCAGCUGAGGAACAUGUUGAAUUUUACGUGGAAUUUAAACUGUCUCGCUAAUUGGGUGGGAUAUGAGGAUACAGAAUAUGUUAGAGAGAUUGCGAAUGGAAUAUGUUACCAGGAAGUUGAAGAUAAAUUGAUGUUUGAUGGGUUGAAUUGUGGAAGGGGAUAUUUGAAAAUUGAAACAAAAGGGGAUUUCCGAUCUGAACUGAAUUACUUGGCGCAAAAUUUGAAGGACCGUCUCAACUUGGAAGUGAAAUAUAAUAAACGGUUCGCAAAAAAUGUUUUGGUUCAAUACACUCGAAGAACUCUAGGCGGGAUUUACACCGAAUCCUUUAACGUGGAAUUCAACCCAGUAACAGAUUUUGGUUUCGAUGGGGAAGGAAGCUUAUAAUUUGAUGUGGGAGAUUUCUUUCUGGAUGCACGAUCUGCUGUUGAAGCUCAUCCAAAGUUUGAAAAACAUUUGGUACACAUUUUCAAAAUUAACUUUAAAGUGACAGAAUUUGAAGUGUUUGCAGAUGUGGAGAAUUUGUAUUGAAAAGGGCAAAUUUUAUUCAAUAUUCAGGUGACCUGUUUGCAAAUUACUUUUUAAUACAUUCUUUUUAAUUAAGCCAAUAUCGAAUUUGUGUGUAAUGAAUGACUUUGAUGUGGAUGAUUAUUCGCAAACCUAUUUUUUCUAGUUAUGUAUAAUGAAUUUUAAAAUAUUUAUUAAUGUAUAUCUGUAUUUCAUGUGUAAUAUGUCAAUCUACAAAAUGAGAAAGCUGUGCGGAACAGAAACGAAAUAGACCGGAAAGAAUAAAUAAUUACAUUAUGCUUCAUUUAAAACAGUGUAAAGAAACCUGGCAUCACAUAAUAUGUAGUCGCUUCAUGUUAAUUCUACUAUUUAUGCUGGAAAUUGUCUACUCCUAAAUUAUGCAGCAGAAAUUGACGUGUAUAAUUGUAAUUUUCAGCAUACAGUUAAAAGUGCGAGCGAAACAGCAAUUUAGCGUGAAGGUUAUCUUAAAACGACCAGUGGAAAUUAAUGUUUUCGAAAUUACCUAAACAUAAAAUUACAACUAAUAUAAUUUAAUGUCUUAAUUGUAGCAUUGCUUUAACAAAACCUGUUACGCUAUUAAAAAGUCAGUAAUAAAUUAAUUGUAUUUUCGGAAAUGUA
This is a messenger RNA of Folsomia candida, 1964 nucleotides long. Its product is annotated as DNA polymerase eta-like. The record is from RefSeq and is a predicted model, not a curated record. Gene Ontology annotation, biological process: response to radiation; error-prone translesion synthesis. Bases 573 to 1205 code for a protein of 210 amino acids. Lineage: Eukaryota; Metazoa; Arthropoda; Collembola; Entomobryomorpha; Isotomidae. The transcript is spliced from 3 exons. Gene Ontology annotation, molecular function: DNA-directed DNA polymerase activity. Gene Ontology annotation, cellular component: site of double-strand break; nucleus; replication fork.